AUGGAUUCAAUAAAUGAAAGGUGCACUAAUUCAAGUACAUUUCACUAUGUAUUUAAGUCAAAAGUAAUGAAGAAAUUGAAAAACUAUGCACUCCUGAAUAUAAUAAUUUUAUUGACAAGGCUAUCUACUUACUGAAUAAUGGAUAAACAUUUUAAAAGCUUUUUGUUUGUCAAAAUAUUAACAAAGCUACUGAGCUUGACUUUUAUGUUCCAGAAUUAGUUGCAUUAAUGAUUGUAAAUCUUUAUUAUUAUUAUUUAUAGAAUAAGAUCAAGACGGAAGAGCCAAAUGUAAUUAAAGAAUUAAUCAAAGCAUUAAGCAAUCUUAUUAUUUUACUCAAUGUAAUUAUAUGAAAACUAUUCUAGGAAAAUAUAGUCAACAAAAUUAAAGAAUAAUUAUUGAAAUAACUCUAAGAUUUAUGUUCUAAUUAUUUCAAUUCCCCAUUUUGUGAUCAAAUAUGUGAAUUAAUGUUAACUCUAUCAAAAUAUAUGGAAUUUGAUUUUGAUCCCUACUUACUUAUAUUAAAUGAGGAUAGUGUUAGGUAUGAAGGAUUGAAAAUAAUUGAAAUGCGUUAUUCAUUAAUGUCUAAUAAUCAAUAAGCUUUAUCAUUAAAGCAUGUAAAAUAAUGUAUUGGUAGAAAAAAUGAAAGAAUGUGUAGAAUAAUUGAUUAAGUUAUACUUAAACAUGAUAAAUUAUUAAUGAUAUUAAUUAGAGAUUAAGAUUGGUUAAAGAAUACAAUUUCAUUGAUAUCAGAUUUUGAUAAAUAAGUAAGAAUUAAUGGAUGUAAAUUAUUUCUUAAUACUUGGUUAAAGAUGGAAGAAUAAGGUUAUGAAGGUCAUCUUAAAUUUUAAGAUACUCUUUAAGAUAUAAUACAAUAUAUAGAUGAUGAUCCAAAAAUUAUAAUUUUAAUUGUAUAAUGUCUAUCAACAAUUAAAACAGAGUCUAUUUAAUAAGCAUUUAUGGAUUAUAUAAGACCUUAACCUAUAUAAAUUGAAUUAGUAAAAGAAUACUAUCAAUAUAUAUAUUUAUUUGAUUCAAAGAUUCGAUAAUAAUAUGAUGAUUUUUUAAUUAAUUAGAUAUCUAAUUUAAUUGAUACAAGUAAAGAGUUUAGUUUUCUUAAACAUUUGUCUGACUUAUAUACUCAAUUAAAUGAAUAAACACAUCAACAAUUACUUGGUCUUUUAUUUGGAAAUUUAGAAUUAAAUCAAAUAUUUUUUAUUCCUUAUCUUCUUGAUAUCAUUAACAAAGGAAAUAGAAUCAAAAAUAAAUAAUUUGUUAUUUAAUUAUAAAAAACCUUUGAUUUUCUUAAAAAGUCUAUCUUAAAUUAUGAAUCAAAAGGUUUAUGGUAUGAAGUUGAAGAGACUUUAAAUAUUUUAGAAUGUUUGGCUAAUAAUUUAAAUAUAAAGACAGAAUUCAAUUCUUUAUGUUUUUCAUAUUUAUCAAUGGGAUCUCAACAUAUAAGAAAAAAGAUAUCUGUCUAUUUAAUUGAUUAAAUAACUGAGAAUUAUGAAAAAAUAGUUCCUCAAUAUCUUUAAUACCUAAAUCAUACUAAUUAUACAUAUAGAAUAUUAUUAAUUGACUUUUGUAUAUAAAUUUGUAGAAAAAGAAGCAGAAACUUUUUCAAACAAUGUAAUUUAAUAUAAGUAUUGUNUAUGAAAACUAUUCUAGGAAAAUAUAGUCAACAAAAUUAAAGAAUAAUUAUUGAAAUAACUCUAAGAUUUAUGUUCUAAUUAUUUCAAUUCCCCAUUUUGUGAUCAAAUAUGUGAAUUAAUGUUAACUCUAUCAAAAUAUAUGGAAUUUGAUUUUGAUCCCUACUUACUUAUAUUAAAUGAGGAUAGUGUUAGGUAUGAAGGAUUGAAAAUAAUUGAAAUGCGUUAUUCAUUAAUGUCUAAUAAUCAAUAAGCUUUAUCAUUAAAGCAUGUAAAAUAAUGUAUUGGUAGAAAAAAUGAAAGAAUGUGUAGAAUAAUUGAUUAAGUUAUACUUAAACAUGAUAAAUUAUUAAUGAUAUUAAUUAGAGAUUAAGAUUGGUUAAAGAAUACAAUUUCAUUGAUAUCAGAUUUUGAUAAAUAAGUAAGAAUUAAUGGAUGUAAAUUAUUUCUUAAUACUUGGUUAAAGAUGGAAGAAUAAGGUUAUGAAGGUCAUCUUAAAUUUUAAGAUACUCUUUAAGAUAUAAUACAAUAUAUAGAUGAUGAUCCAAAAAUUAUAAUUUUAAUUGUAUAAUGUCUAUCAACAAUUAAAACAGAGUCUAUUUAAUAAGCAUUUAUGGAUUAUAUAAGACCUUAACCUAUAUAAAUUGAAUUAGUAAAAGAAUACUAUCAAUAUAUAUAUUUAUUUGAUUCAAAGAUUCGAUAAUAAUAUGAUGAUUUUUUAAUUAAUUAGAUAUCUAAUUUAAUUGAUACAAGUAAAGAGUUUAGUUUUCUUAAACAUUUGUCUGACUUAUAUACUCAAUUAAAUGAAUAAACACAUCAACAAUUACUUGGUCUUUUAUUUGGAAAUUUAGAAUUAAAUCAAAUAUUUUUUAUUCCUUAUCUUCUUGAUAUCAUUAACAAAGGAAAUAGAAUCAAAAAUAAAUAAUUUGUUAUUUAAUUAUAAAAAACCUUUGAUUUUCUUAAAAAGUCUAUCUUAAAUUAUGAAUCAAAAGGUUUAUGGUAUGAAGUUGAAGAGACUUUAAAUAUUUUAGAAUGUUUGGCUAAUAAUUUAAAUAUAAAGACAGAAUUCAAUUCUUUAUGUUUUUCAUAUUUAUCAAUGGGAUCUCAACAUAUAAGAAAAAAGAUAUCUGUCUAUUUAAUUGAUUAAAUAACUGAGAAUUAUGAAAAAAUAGUUCCUCAAUAUCUUUAAUACCUAAAUCAUACUAAUUAUACAUAUAGAAUAUUAUUAAUUGACUUUUGUAUAUAAAUUUGUAGAAAAAGAAGCAGAAACUUUUUCAAACAAUGUAAUUUAAUAUAAGUAUUGUAAUUAUAAAAUGAUCCAGUUUAUAUUGUUAGAUUGAAAUUUGUAUAAUUAAUUUAUGAAAUGAGAUUACUUUUCUGGAAUGAAGAAAAGGAAUUAGUCAUUAAAUUAUAAUAGAUAUUUUAACAAUUUUUAAUUGAUAAAAAGUCUAUUGUUUAAUAAGUAUUACUUUAUAUUUAUUCAUUAGAUGGCCAAAGAUAUUAAUCAAAAACUCUAAUAAAUUCAUUUUCAUCAUCCAGAAACCAUAAUUAAAUAAGAACAUGCCAACAAUUUAAAAGAAAAUAUGGAAACCUUUCAACCUAAAAAUUAAAUAAGACUUAAAACUCCUACUAAAAAUAACACUACUGCAAGAUUAUAAACACCUACAAAUAAAGUUUCCUCUUAAACUCCUACAUUAAAAAAAUAAUAAAUAUUAUUUCCUAAACCUUAAACAAAAAGCACAUGUGUUUAAUUACCUAAGGUUCCACCAAAAUCAAAUAUCACUAAGAAUUAGUAAUUUUAAAAAAAUUCUAAAGAUUAUUGA
Messenger RNA from Paramecium primaurelia, 3469 nucleotides. NCBI's taxonomy places the organism in Eukaryota, Ciliophora, Oligohymenophorea, Peniculida, Parameciidae. The record is from the annotation of a GenBank genome assembly.